AUGAUACAGGAUAGAAAGGAUACAGUGCCGGCUGUUAUCCAUAAAAGUGCGACAGCUACUAACGAUACGACGCAUGAUACCGAUAAGCGCGCCACGAACGGAGACUCGAAAUCGUAUGCCGACGCUGUUAAGCCGGCCGUCAAUGGUGUUGAGCCGCCUCCGACGAAAUACCCAGUCCUUAAGAGCGAGAGGUCGCUUAGGAACAGUGAGGCAAAUUCAUGGAAGGCCGGAGGUAUUCGCUUCGCGCCUUUACGAGUACCGUUGCGCCGCCGUCUACAGACGGGAGCAGUGCUCUUCCACUGCAUGUCCAUCGUCGUCUUGGUCUCCAUGUUCUGGUUUACCUGCGCCAACCCUCUCAUGUGGCCUAUAUUGAUACCAUAUCUGUUGCACCUGACAUUUUCCACGGCAGCUGUUGAUGGAUAUUUGUCCUAUCGCUCCGAGUACCUACGUUCCAUGCCGCUGUGGAAGCUGUUCGCGGGAUACUUUCCUAUUCGGCUGCACAAGACUUUUGACCUUGAUCCCAAGAGGCGAUACAUUCUUGGAUAUCACCCACACGGCAUAAUCUCACACGGUGCCUGGUGUUCGUUCGCGACGAAUGCCCUUGGUUUCAGAGAAAAGUUUCCUGGCAUCACCAACAGUAUUCUCACUCUGGAUUCAAACUUUCGCAUUCCGUUCUACAGAGAUUGGAUACUUGCCAUGGGUGUUCGAUCCGUCUCGAAAGAGUCAAUUCGCAACAUUCUGAGCAAGGGCGGUCCAAAGAACAAUGGAGAAGGUCGUGCGGUUACCAUUGUCAUCGGAGGCGCUCGCGAGUCUCUCGAGGCGCAGCCCGGGACCCUCCGCCUGAUUCUCAAAGGCCGCAAAGGUUUCGUCAAAAUGGCACUUCGCAGUGGCGCCGACCUUGUUCCCGUAAUCGGCUUUGGCGAGAACGAUAUCUACGAUCAGCUCAGCCCAAAAACCCAUCCUCUGGUGCACAAGCUUCAGAUGUUUACUCUUAAGGUCUUCAAGUUUACGUUGCCAGCACUCCACGGACGCGGUCUCCUUAACUACGAUGUCGGCCUCAUGCCUUAUCGUCGACCAGUCAACGUCGUUAUCGGCAAGCCGAUCAGAGUACAUUUCGCUCCCGGCCACCAGCCUACGGCAGACGAAAUUGAUUAUUACCAUGAGCUAUAUAUUCGGGAGUUGGAGAAUCUCUGGGAAACCUACAAGGAUCAUUUUGUUCCAGGUCGUGUAAGCGAAAUGGAGAUUGUAAGCUGA
Messenger RNA from Cordyceps fumosorosea ARSEF 2679, 1254 nucleotides. Its product is annotated as diacylglycerol O-acyltransferase 2A. Lineage: Eukaryota; Fungi; Ascomycota; Sordariomycetes; Hypocreales; Cordycipitaceae. The record is from RefSeq and is a predicted model, not a curated record. Gene Ontology annotation, biological process: triglyceride biosynthetic process. Bases 1 to 1254 code for a protein of 417 amino acids. The transcript has a single exon. Gene Ontology annotation, cellular component: endoplasmic reticulum membrane. Gene Ontology annotation, molecular function: diacylglycerol O-acyltransferase activity.